This is a messenger RNA of Nanorana parkeri, 969 nucleotides long. Its product is annotated as transcription factor HES-1-B-like. The record is from RefSeq and is a predicted model, not a curated record. The coding region runs from base 42 to 692 and encodes 216 amino acids. Gene Ontology annotation, cellular component: nucleus. Gene Ontology annotation, biological process: negative regulation of neuron differentiation; regulation of transcription by RNA polymerase II; anterior/posterior pattern specification. Lineage: Eukaryota; Metazoa; Chordata; Amphibia; Anura; Dicroglossidae. The transcript has a single exon. Gene Ontology annotation, molecular function: DNA-binding transcription factor activity, RNA polymerase II-specific; RNA polymerase II cis-regulatory region sequence-specific DNA binding.
UAGGAUACUGAUAACUGACCUGAGCUACCUGCACCCUAUACAUGAAUGCACCUUUAGUUAUGCAUUUACUAAAUGCCAGUUCUAGAGAGGUUAUGUGUAGCAUUAACUCUGUAGCGUGGGUCAGUCUGGUCUUCAGUGAUGUAACCGUGUGUUCUUUUUUCUCUGCAGCUGCUCUCAGCACAGACCCCACUGUUCUGGGCAAAUACAGAGCUGGAUUCAGCGAGUGCAUGAACGAAGUCACUCGAUUCCUGUCCACUUGUGAAGGAGUCAACGCCGACGUCCGGACCCGUCUCCUGGGACAUCUGGCAAACUGCAUAAAUCAGAUCAAUGCCAUGAAUUACCCAGCCCAGCCCCAGAUUCCGGCUGCUGUUGCCAACCCUCACCCUGCGUUUGGCCAGCCACUGGUUCAGCUUCCUGCAAACGGCCCACAGGGCAGUCCUGCUCCCAUGGGUGGGGUUCCCUGCAAGAUGGGUGGCCCGCCAGUAGAAGCUGCCAAGGUCUAUGGAGGCUUUCAGCUAGUGCCAGCCUCAGAUGGACAAUUCGCCUUCCUGAUCACCAAUCCAGCCUUCCCACACAGUGGGCCUGUCAUUCCUGUCUACACCAACUCCAGUGUGAGCAAUGGAGUGCCAGCUGCCAUGUCCCCCUCUGGCAUGCCAUCGGUCACUUCAGACUCUGUAUGGAGACCCUGGUAACUGGACUGCAUUAGGGACUGUACUGGACAACUUUCAUUUAGAAAGAUGAUUAGUUACAAAUAGGAAACUCUCUUUUUGUAGCAAGAAUGCACUAUUAUGUUUGUAAAUAGCAGAUAUUCAUAUUGAAUGUAUUGUUGUAUAAUAAGAUUGCAACUUAUUUCGAUUAUGUACGAAAUUAUUAUGAUGCCAAAGACAUACAAAUGUGCUCUUAAACAUUUCUUCCUAUUUUGGAAGUUUUACUUGUAAUUAAUAAAACUGCAUAUUGUAUUAUUUUGAA